UAUCCCAAUUCUGUGAUAACGAUUUGAUAACGACCAAAACAAACCAUAUUUAUAUGUUUACUAUUUAAAAUCCCAAAUCUGUACGGCCAUCCACUAACUUGUAAACUUGAAUUUUGUUGUUGACAAUUACGAUGGAAACCGCACCCGGGAAAAUACAAUUUAAAUUAUUUUGCCGGGCGUGUGAGGAUAUAUAUAAAGCAUCGCAACAUGAUAAAAAAAUCAGCAUUCUCCAAAAGUUUAUCGCCAUGUGUAGAGGGUCUGUUGACAAAAGCUCUGACGUUGAAAUUGAAGAAACAUUUUAUCCAAUUCUAAGGUGUUUACUUCCAGCAUUAGACAAGGAAAGAGGAACCUAUGGAGUUAAAGAAUUCAUGUUAGGCAAAAUGUAUGUCAAAAUACUCUGUCUAGCUAAGGACAGCGAGGAUGCUCAAAAACUCACCAAUUUCAGAAUUCCAACUAAUGCUAGCGGCUCUUUUGGUGAUUUUGCCGAUACCGUGUUUUGGGUGGUUAAGAAACGGUUCGAAGAAGAAGGCACAUUAACUCUGCAUGAAGUAAAUCAACACUUAGACGAUAUUGCAUCGAAACACGCUGCUCAUGAACCGAGACAAGUUGAAAAUAUUUUACAAAUAUUGCUUGUGAAAAUGAGUGCAAUCCAACAAAAGUGGCUAAUCAGAUUAUUACUAAAAGACAUGCGUUUAGGCGUAGCACACAAAAAAAUCCUUAAUGUGUACCAUCAGGACGCUAAUGAUUUGUACGAUGUUAGCAACAGUCUAAAAAAAGUUUGCCAGAUGUUGAACAAUCCAGAUGUACGACUUCAUGAGGUCUCAAUAAAUUUAUUUGACCCGUUUGCACCGAUGUUGAGCCAGAAAUGUGAUGUUACCGACGUAGACAAAAUCAUAAAAUCACAAAGUGAUUUUUUUUACGUGGACACCAAAUUGGACGGUGAACGGUUUCAAUUGCACUGGGACAAAAAUCAAUUUAAAUACUUCAGCCGUAAGGGAAACGAUUAUACAGACACGUUUGGUUGUAACACGUCGAGUGGCGUACUAAGUCCACAUCUAACAAAAGUGUUUAAAUCUAAUGUCGAAAGCUGUAUUUUGGACGGCGAGAUGAUGUGCUACAACAAAAAAUUAAAAUCGUUCACAACUAAAGCUAAAAAUAUUGACGUAAAACACUUGCGAGAAGGCAACUCCCAUAGGCCGUGUUUUUGUGCUUUUGAUGUCUUGUAUUUAAACAGUCAAGUAUUGACCAACGAGCCUUUAGAGAAGCGAUUAGAAAUCCUUGAGAAAAUUGUUGUACCAUUGGAUGGAAUUUUCAUGUUAACUUCGAGAAAUAUUGCAAAAAAAAAUGAAAUAUUAAAGUACUUAAACGAUGCAAUUGACAAUCGAGAUGAAGGCAUUGUUGUAAAAGACCCUCGAUCGAUUUACAAGCCAGGCGUACGAACCGCCGGAUGGUAUAAAAUAAAGCCAGAAUAUACAGAAGGGGCCUUAUCAGAAUUUGAUCUAUUGAUCAUCGGCGGUUAUUAUGGCAAAGGAAAAAAAAGAGAUUUAAUUAGUCAUUUUCUCAUGGGUCUAAUGGAAAACAAUGACGGUAUGUUGAAAUUUACUUCGAUUGGACGAGUGGGUUCAGGAUGUAAAAUGGAAGAAUUAGAAGACCUAUCAAGAACAUUGGCCACGCAUUGGAUAAAAGUAAAACCCGAAAUAAUGCCUGCCAAUAUAAAUUUCAAUAAAGAAAAACCUGAUCUUUGGAUAGAACCGGAAUCGUCUGUAAUAUUACAGAUAAAAGCCACAGAAAUUGUUACCAGUAAUUUGUUUAAAGCUGGAACCGUGCUGAGAUUCCCCAGAAUUCAAAAAGUACGAUAUGAUAAGCCGUGGAAUCACUGUAUGACCGUGGAGGAAUUCAAUGCGAUUAAAGUGCGAACGGACGGCAUGUUGUGCCAGGAUCACAUCAUGGAAGGACAGACACCAAAUAAAGUGAGGAAAGCUCAAACAGUUGCUAGCGUGAGCAAACAGUUUCGAGCGCCUGAUUUGUGUGACGUAACAACAACGUCGGAAGUGCUUGAAGGCAAAGAGUUUUGCGUUAUGUCUGACUGUGAGCAUUUGACUAAAGCUCAAAUAGAACGGAAAAUUCACGAGCUUGGUGGCUCUUUCGUUCAAAAUCCCGGCAACAACACCUUUUGCGUGCUCGCCAACGACCUGAAAUCAAUGCGGGUCAACGCUAUACAAAAAAAAGGAGAACACAGUAUAAUAAAAACAAAAUGGAUGUUGUAUUGUUUUAAUGAUGAGGAGUUCCUUAAUUGGACACCAGAGCAUGUGCUGGCCUUGUCUAAGGAGCAUAAAAUACUGAUGGAUGUAGAGUACGACACUUAUGGCGAUAGUUUCACCAAGGAGGCAACCGUCGAAAGUCUACGGAGUGCAAUGGAUAAAGUCGAAUUGAACGACAUUAACGUCACGGAGGAGAGUUUUUUUAAAUUUCAGAAAGAUUUAUUCAGUGAAGUCCAUUGUUUUAAAGCGUUUGGCAAAUGUUUAGUAUACUUUGACGAUUUAAACCUAGAUACUUUACCGACCAGAAAUUUCCAUACCAAUUCAGUUCUGGAAAUGAUUAUUUUUAAAUUUAACGGCGGUACGGUGUGCAAAGAAAUAAAUAACGAUACCACACACGUUCUAGUUCACUCGAGUAAUCCGAAACAUAUCAAAAAAUAUGAAAGUAUAAAUUCUCAAAGAGAAAAACCUUUUCUAAUUGUAAAAGAGAAUUGGGUCAAAGAACAAAUCAAAUUAUAGUAAAAUUUGUACAUUAAAAAAACAAAAAAAUACUUCGCAAUUAUUAUUUUGUGAUGUUAUAUAACUAUAUAUAUUUUUUUUAUUUGAAUAUUUGUACAUAUAUUAUAUAAAUAACUAUCUAUUCACAUUUAAACUAUAUGUCAUACUACGUGUGUAUGUGUGUUUAUUACUAUUAUUACGAUAAGUGAUAACUAUAUUUUUAAAUUAUAUGU
Molecule: messenger RNA, 2989 nt
Organism: Adelges cooleyi (spruce gall adelgid)
Lineage: Eukaryota; Metazoa; Arthropoda; Insecta; Hemiptera; Adelgidae
Gene: DNAlig4
Product: DNA ligase 4
Exons: 17
Coding region: 132-2777 (881 amino acids)
Biological process (GO): DNA recombination; DNA biosynthetic process; double-strand break repair via nonhomologous end joining
Cellular component (GO): DNA ligase IV complex; DNA-dependent protein kinase-DNA ligase 4 complex
Molecular function (GO): DNA ligase (ATP) activity; ATP binding; DNA binding
Source: RefSeq, a predicted model, not a curated record